Molecule: messenger RNA, 3221 nt
Organism: Drosophila erecta
Lineage: Eukaryota; Metazoa; Arthropoda; Insecta; Diptera; Drosophilidae
Gene: arm
Product: armadillo segment polarity protein
Exons: 7
Coding region: 271-2802 (843 amino acids)
Biological process (GO): cell adhesion; positive regulation of transcription by RNA polymerase II
Cellular component (GO): catenin complex; adherens junction
Molecular function (GO): transcription coactivator activity; protein phosphatase binding; cadherin binding
Source: RefSeq, a predicted model, not a curated record
CGGCCCUUUACUUUCUCUCCCUCUCCCUGUCCCUUUCCCGCUCUCCGCACGCGCCGUGUUGCAAGUGCUUUACUUUGCUUUGCGCUCUUCGCAUCUCGAUUCUGUUCCGUUUAAACGAGCGUGCUGGUCGGUCGCAUUUUCCGCUGCGCCUUAUUCGAGAGAAGUGAAAAAUCCCUUUUGUUUUUUGUUUGAGUGCAUGAGAUUUGAAAGAGUGCUAAACAAAGUAAUUAAAUAACUCAAGGUGUGGUGUAAAGCGCCUCAAUCACCAAGAUGAGUUACAUGCCAGCCCAGAAUCGAACCAUGUCGCAUAAUAAUCAAUACAAUCCACCUGAUCUGCCGCCGAUGGUGUCCGCCAAGGAGCAGACCCUCAUGUGGCAGCAGAACUCAUACUUGGGCGACUCCGGCAUCCACUCGGGUGCCGUGACCCAGGUGCCAUCGCUGUCUGGCAAGGAGGACGAGGAGAUGGAGGGAGAUCCGCUUAUGUUCGACCUGGACACCGGUUUCCCACAGAAUUUUACACAAGACCAAGUGGACGAUAUGAACCAGCAGCUCAGCCAGACUCGCUCCCAACGUGUCCGUGCUGCCAUGUUUCCGGAAACCCUGGAGGAGGGCAUUGAGAUUCCCUCCACCCAGUUUGAUCCCCAACAGCCGACGGCAGUGCAACGUCUUUCGGAGCCGUCGCAAAUGCUAAAGCACGCGGUGGUCAAUCUGAUCAACUACCAGGACGACGCUGAGCUGGCAACCAGGGCCAUACCCGAGUUAAUCAAGCUGCUGAACGAUGAGGAUCAGGUGGUAGUUUCCCAGGCCGCCAUGAUGGUUCACCAGCUGUCCAAGAAGGAGGCCUCGCGCCACGCCAUAAUGAACAGCCCCCAGAUGGUAGCCGCUUUGGUGCGUGCCAUCUCGAACAGCAACGAUCUGGAGAGCACCAAGGCAGCUGUAGGAACGCUGCACAACUUAUCACACCAUCGUCAGGGUCUGCUGGCCAUCUUCAAGAGUGGCGGCAUCCCGGCACUCGUCAAGUUGCUCUCCUCGCCAGUGGAGAGUGUGUUGUUCUAUGCAAUUACCACGCUGCACAAUCUGCUGCUCCACCAGGAUGGAUCCAAGAUGGCUGUGCGCCUGGCUGGUGGUCUUCAGAAGAUGGUUACACUGCUGCAACGAAACAACGUCAAGUUUCUGGCUAUCGUCACAGAUUGCUUGCAAAUUCUGGCCUAUGGUAACCAGGAGAGCAAGUUGAUAAUCCUUGCCUCCGGUGGGCCGAACGAACUGGUACGCAUCAUGCGCUCUUACGACUACGAGAAGCUACUGUGGACCACUUCGCGUGUACUGAAAGUGCUUUCCGUUUGUUCGAGUAACAAGCCGGCCAUCGUGGAUGCCGGUGGAAUGCAGGCGCUGGCUAUGCACUUGGGUAACAUGUCGCCGCGUCUUGUGCAAAACUGUUUGUGGACUCUCCGCAACCUGUCGGAUGCAGCCACUAAGGUGGAGGGCCUCGAAGCUUUGCUUCAAUCUCUUGUCCAGGUUCUGGGCUCGACCGAUGUCAACGUGGUCACCUGUGCCGCCGGUAUUCUCUCAAAUCUGACGUGCAACAAUCAGCGCAACAAGGCCACCGUUUGCCAGGUGGGCGGUGUGGACGCCCUCGUCCGUACUAUCAUCAAUGCUGGAGAUCGCGAAGAGAUUACCGAGCCGGCCGUCUGUGCCCUACGUCACUUGACCUCACGUCAUGUGGACUCGGAGCUGGCCCAGAAUGCCGUGCGUCUUAACUACGGGCUAUCGGUGAUUGUGAAGCUUCUGCAUCCACCAUCACGCUGGCCCUUGAUCAAGGCCGUCAUUGGGCUUAUACGCAAUUUGGCCCUCUGUCCGGCCAAUCACGCCCCGUUGCGGGAGCACGGGGCCAUCCACCAUCUGGUGCGGCUGCUAAUGCGAGCCUUCCAAGACACAGAGAGGCAACGUUCCUCGAUAGCCACCACGGGCUCACAGCAGCCGUCUGCAUACGCUGACGGCGUUCGUAUGGAGGAGAUUGUCGAGGGCACGGUGGGGGCGCUACAUAUCCUGGCCCGUGAGUCCCACAACCGGGCACUCAUACGCCAGCAGUCGGUAAUACCGAUCUUCGUUCGCUUGCUGUUCAACGAAAUCGAGAACAUACAGCGCGUGGCUGCUGGCGUUCUUUGUGAGCUCGCCGCUGACAAGGAGGGCGCCGAGAUUAUCGAGCAGGAGGGCGCCACUGGGCCGCUGACCGAUCUCCUGCAUUCGCGCAAUGAAGGCGUGGCCACAUACGCCGCCGCCGUUCUCUUCCGCAUGAGUGAGGACAAGCCGCAGGAUUACAAGAAGCGGUUAUCCAUAGAGCUGACCAACUCGCUGCUGCGCGAGGACAACAACAUAUGGGCCAAUGCCGACCUGGGCAUGGGUCCCGAUCUGCAGGAUAUGCUUGGACCAGAAGAAGCAUAUGAGGGCCUGUACGGACAAGGUCCGCCCAGCGUGCACAGUUCGCACGGAGGUCGCGCAUUCCAUCAGCAAGGAUAUGAUACUCUACCAAUAGAUUCGAUGCAGGGUCUGGAGAUCAGCAGCCCGGUGGGCGGUGGCGGUGCUGGGGGUGCUCCCGGCAAUGGUGGAGCUGUGGGCGGAGCUAGCGGCGGCGGUGGUAACAUCGGCGCCAUUCCGCCCAGCGGCGCACCCACAUCGCCCUAUUCCAUGGACAUGGACGUCGGCGAGAUUGAUGCCGGUGCAUUGAACUUCGACUUGGACGCCAUGCCGACGCCACCCAAUGACAACAACAACCUGGCUGCCUGGUACGAUACCGACUGUUAGACGAGCCGAGCUAAGGGUAAGGGUCGAGCAUCCAUUCGACCCCAAAAACAUAAAACACAAAACACACGAAUCCCCAUCCCAGCACUAUAGCCCUCUUCCACCGGCUUUGAUUCCAUUCCGGAUUCCCGAUCACCCCAAUUUGACUAGAUCAACGAAGGUGUUGAUUUUACUUGACAAAGACGAGGAGGAGCUGCGGCAGGUCAAGGUUCUGCUUUCAGAACUGAAAGCUCGUGGGAGAAGGCUAUUGCUCACACACCACACCCCGCGACGAAGCAUACACACACGCAUACAUGCAUAAUAUUAUACAUUUAUUAUAAUGCGAACGAAACGGCAAGCAAAACAUAUUAUAUGAUGCAUUACAUAUUACCCACGUAAACGAAAUGGAAAAUUAAACAAAUGUUUGCAAUAGAACUCGUACA